AGGGCUGUGCUGCCGCCCAGUUCCCCUAGUGACUGUGGUCUGUCCCCUUCUCCCAGCUGCUGUAUAAAUAGAGGUGCCGAGCAGCAGAGAGCUCCUGGCAGCCACCAUGCAGGGACUGAGGCUGCUGUGUUGCUGCGUGGCGUCUCUCCUGCUCCUCGGGGCUGCAGAAUUGCAAGUUUCUGCCUCGGGGGGCACUGAAGAUGUUGCCAACUUUGUUGAGAAUCACUUAUCAGCUGGAGACCGGAGCCUAGAGGGGAAUGAAGGGAUACUUUGCCCAGACUCUGUACCUCCUGAGAAGACUGUUCUCCUCCAGCCUGCAGACAGCAAUGAGGCAGCAGCCCAGGAAAGGAGCGGAAUGCCACAUGACUGUGGUUCCAAGACAGGUGCUGAUAUAAAUAUCCCUGUUGAUGGCUCGAACAAUGAGAGCCAAGAGGAGGACAAUGACGUGAACGUUGCUAAUGCUUCUUCGUCGGUUUCAGAAUGUCACACUGCCACAGGCAGCAAUGCUGAUGGAGGUGAGAUUGUGGCGAGAGAGCCAGAGCCAGCAGAAGGGACUCCUCUCCCAGGGGAAGACACGGAAGAGCUGCUGGCCAAAGAACAGCCUGGAGGCAGCAGGAGCGAAGCUGCAAAGGAGAGCAAGGAGGAGGGGGAGCUCGAUGUGGCAGGGGUGGAGAUCAGGCUGGAAGAGGCUGGGAGUGAAGAGGACAGGAAAAACUUUCCUCCCGCCACAGCAGGGAGUUUUGAAGAGAGCACCUGCCUGCCUGCAGAGGAGAGGCAGGUUUCCCAGCAUGGUACAAAGGCUCUGGCUAGAGAGGAGGUAGCAGCAGCAGAACACCACUCAGGGCCUGAUGAUGGCAAAGAUGCUGCUGAAAAGGAAAGCGAAGUCAGCGAGGCCUCCCAGAGGAGCACGCCGCCCUCACCGGCCAGCGGGGAAUCGCCCCCUCAGGGAGAUGCACAUAGCGCUGAACCUGCUCUAGCAGAGCUAGGAACUCUUGAGGAAGAGGGGACACAGCCGGAAGAAGGCUCUAAAGAAGACAAGAGCCGUAUUCCACAUGCCAGCCAAGGUGCCGAAUCUCAUGUGCAAGGUAGGAAUCAUGCAAACAAGCAAGACAAAGAAGUCUCUAGCUCAGAGACCAGUCAUGUCUCUGGGGACCCUCUCGGGGGCAAUGGACUAGCUGUAAAAGAGAAGGAACCUGAUUCAGGCAACAGAACUGGUGACAGUCCUGAGCGGGAGACCGCCACUGAUGGCCAGCCAGCGGAAAGGGACCGAGAGGAACCAGGCACUGCCUCGGCUGAGGGAGUGGGAAAAAACCCUAACUUGGAAGCAGAAAAGUCUGAAGAAAGUUCAGAGGAAGAGGAUGAUGACCAGGAAGAGUCUGAGGAAGAGGGUGAUGACUCAGCAGAGGAAGAGGGUGAUGACUCAGCAGAGGAAGAGGGUGAUGACUCGGCAGAGAAAGAGAAAGAGAGGGCUGGCCUGGCAGAGGAAGAGGAUGGUGAUCCGGCAGAGGGGGCUGGCCUGGCAGAGGAAGAGGGUAGUGAUCCGGCAGAGGAAGAGGGGGCUGGUCUGGCAGAGGAAGAGGGUGGUGAUCCGGCAGAGAAAGAGGGGGGUGGCCUGGCAGAGGAAGAGGGUGGUGAUCCGGCAGAGGAAGAGGGGGCUGGCCUGGCAGAGGAAGAGGAUGGUGAUCCGGCAGAGGCAGAGGGGGCUGGCCUGGCAGAGGAAGAGGGUGGUGAUCCGGCAGAGGCAGAGGAAGAGGGGGCUGGCCUGGCACAGUCAGAGGAAGAGGCUGAGGAAGUCAUUGCCCCAGAUGUCCGAGAGGCUGCUAGUGACAUGGAAGACCAUGGCCAUGUCAAAGAGGAAGAGAUCAGUGAAGUGGAAGCUGAGUCUGAUUCUGCAGGCCAGGAGAAUGCACCCCGCAGAGACAUGGAGCAGGACAAAGAUCAUUCUCACAAUAGUAACCCAGCUGUAGCAGGAAGCCUUUCUGUGGAUGCGCAGUUAGUGGCAGAAACAGACAGCCCACCUGGCAACAACCGUCCUCCUGCUGGUGCUGUGCCUGACCCCAGGCAAAUAGAAGAGACAGAAGAUGUUGGGGAGACUGCCAAGAGGGACCGUUCCCAUAUAGAGAGCACCCUUAAACUGAGUGAGGCUAAACCUGCAGAUGACUACUCAGCAACACUGCAGCGGUUGAGGAAGAUCUACCACUCCUCCAUCAAACCCCUGGAGCAGUCCUACAGAUACAACGAGCUCAGGCAGCAUGAGAUCACAGCUUACCACGGACGUACCCUGGGCUCCUCAGCCACAGUGUGUGACUCAACCAGAGGGCUGAGUCACCAGGCCCCACCACAAACCGAACGAGAGAGAGAGAGAGAACAGGCACAUGCACUGAGACAGGGGUCACUUGCAAGAGACGGGGAGAUUACGUCCAAGCCAAUGGUGCUGUUCUUGGGACCAUGGAGCGUUGGCAAAUCCACCAUGAUAAACUACCUCCUAGGGCUGGACGACACGCCCUACCAGCUGUACACAGGGGCUGAACCCACCACCUCUGAGUUCACGGUCAUCAUGCACGGCCCAAAGCUGAAGACCAUUGAGGGCAUCGUGAUGGCUGCUGACAGCGCACGCUCCUUUUCACCCCUCGAAAAGUUUGGGCAGAACUUCCUGGAGAAGCUGAUCGGGAUAGAGGUGCCUCAUAAGCUUUUAGAGCGGGUCACCUUUGUAGACACACCGGGCAUCAUUGAAAACCGCAAGCAACAGGAACGAGGUUACCCAUUCAAUGACGUGUGCCAGUGGUUCAUCGACAGAGCUGACCUCAUCUUUGUCGUCUUUGACCCUACAAAGCUGGAUGUGGGGCUGGAGCUGGAGAUGCUGUUUCGCCAGCUGAAGGGCCGGGAGUCUCAGAUAAGAAUAAUCUUGAACAAAGCGGACAGUCUCGCCACCCAGGAGCUUAUGAGAGUCUAUGGCGCCUUGUUCUGGAGCUUGGCUCCUCUGAUCAAUGUCACUGAACCUCCCAGGGUCUAUGUCAGUUCCUUCUGGCCCCCAGAAUAUCACCCUGAAACCCACAAGGAUCUAUUCCUUAAAGAAGAGAUCUCGCUCCUGGAAGACCUUAACCAGGUGAUUGAAAACAGGCUGGAGAAUAAGAUUGCCUUCAUCCGCCAACAUGCCAUCCGGGUUCGCAUCCACGCUCUCCUGGUCGACCGCUAUCUGCAAACCUACAAGGACAAAAUGACCUUCUUCAGUGACGGGGAGCUGGUAUUCAAGGACAUUGUGGAAGACCCUGACAAGUUCUACAUCUUCAAGUCCAUCCUGGCAAAGACCAAUGUCAGCAAGUUUGAUCUCCCCAACCGCGAGGCUUAUAAGGACUUCUUCGGCAUCAAUCCCAUCAGCAGCUUCAAGCUGCUAGCUCAGCAGUGCUCCUACAUGGGAGGAUGUUACCUGGAGAAGAUCGAAAGGGCCAUUACUCAUGAGCUUCCUGAUCUCUUGGGGAGUAUUGGCUUGGGGAAGAAGCCCAGUGUUCUCUCCUGUGACACAACUGGCUGUGGUGAAACCCCAAGGAACCGCUAUAGGAAACCAUAACAUGCUAUGUACUAACAUAACCAUUCAUGUGUUCCUAUUGGUGAAUGAGCUUAUGUCUUAUCUGUCCAAGAAGCCAUGGUUUAUUAACCCUUUGAGUGCCACACUGGCAAGAGCUACUGUACAACAAGGACUUUGAGUCAUUGACAUUAAUGGCAGGGGAAGCGGGGUGGGCAUAGAAAAGAGAAUAAAGAACUGUGAAUUCCUGACAUUUUAUCUUUGUUAUUUCAAAUAGAAAGCAAUGUUUAAACUGUAAGUAAAAGCAACAAAUGGUGAACUAAAGCUUUAGCUGCUUUUUCACAGGUACUGAAGUUCAUGAGUGUGGAACAAGAAGUUCAACCUUUGCAUACACUAAGCAGACAGGGAGUAGGAAACGCAGACUCUGGAAAGAUAACCUGGAGGAAGGCUCCGACGCCUUGACCUGGAGAACCAGAGAGGGUCACCCCUGGGGAGAGAGAGAUCCAGCAGAGUAAAUGUCAGCUUUUGGUGGCUGUAUAUAGGCACGAGGACCACAGAAAUGCCUAUAAAUAAAUAAUAAUCUGUUUUUUUUCUUUCCAAGACUCGUGGGCCAUCAGGUUCAGUUCUUUGUGAACUCCAUUUGGAUGACAGUUGAGCUGUAACUCAGAAUCUUUAGCAUUCACCCAGGUAUUAGCCCUCUCCUGUCCCCAGGGGUAGGGAAAGAAAGACCCCAUGUCUGUGUUUAGACUGGAUUCAGUCCAAUCUCUGGGAACAUAUGGCAUUGUUAGCACCAAAUGCAUGUCCCAGGUGGGAUUUGGAAGUCUGGCUCAUAAGGAGAAAUGGACUGGAGCUGAAAGAGCAAUGGCACUUAAGUUACAUUUGAGAGACAGUGGCUGUAACUCAAGAAAGUUCAGAAGAAAGCCUUUAAAAGCAUCGGUCUGUCCCUGUGCCUGAGAAGAGGCAGGGAGCUUAGUGUAUGCAUUUGCUGUUAGCGUCAUGCAGUUGUUGGCAAGUCAAGCACAAACCUUGGUAGGCUCAGAGGAUUAAUCAAUUUGCAUUUUGACCUUGUUUAUGCCAGUGUUGCAUGUUUUCUCCGAGUCAGAUCCCUGCGUUGUUGUGCGGUUUGGAGGAAGACAGGAACACCCUCCAUUUCACAGCUGUUGCCUGUUUUCUCUUCCAAUCUUUUAGCUGUAGGUUAGGAAGUCGAAGGUGUCUGGGCCCUAUCUUAUUUGGGCUGAGCCAAGCAGUCAUAUUUUUUGUUGGCAUUGCCAUGUUGUUCACCUGCCCCAACACACCAACACCCAAAAUUGUGAGUUGCAGGAAAUGAUGCCAUUGGAACCAGUGCCAGCCUCUCAGUGGACAUAGUUCAUUGUAGAUGGCAACUAAAGCAUGGGGGAAGUAUGGGAGCCCUCUUCACUAAGCAGGCAUUGUUUGGUUGCAAUGACCCAGCAUGGCUGGUGGUUGAGCUAAGCACUAACUGAAGAAGAAGGUGGAUGGUGUACGAGACCUGCUAAAUAGCCUUUCUUCAUUAUUCUCCCUGUCAAAUGGACCAGAGCUGUGGCUGGUCUUCAGAGAACCUUCUGAGUAGAAGUACUCACUGUAACAUACCUGUGGGCCUUAUCUGCCCGGGGUCAAGAAUUCAAUGAAAUGCCAAGCAAAGCAAGGCAAAGAUAGAAAGACAAAAGGAAAUAAGAAAGCCAUAUGUUGGCUUUUUAAAGAAGAAACUUGAGCAGAUGAGAAAGUGGAAGGUGCUGACCAGAGCCUGUUGGGAGCAUGGCAUGGGGUCUGAAAGGCAGCACAUCUCUGAUCCACAUGUGUGAAUAGAGAUGGAGCUGUGGCUACAGGAGAACCAAACAUAUCUAGCAUUGGUCUGGGAUUCAGCUUCCUUGGUGCCGAAACCUUGAGUUUAAAAGAAACGAUCUUUUAAAGCAAUCCAGGUGAGUUCUAGUGGGCAUUUUCAUGGGUGCUUGACUUGAUCCAAAUGUGUCACCCUGGAGGACACAUCCGAUGGGUAAUGAGUCCCCAAAGGCUGGGUGCCGGAGAAGAAACAAGUACAUCGAUGAGUACUGCAAGAGGGCAGGUUACAUGCCGAGGGAUUUUGUGCACAGCACUGAAAGGAACAGGGGCAGCUAAUUAAGGCAAGAAGAGGUGUCAGAGAAACUGGCAUCUGAAAUAGCACAAAGAGAAGUGACAUGCUGGUGAGUCAAUACUGAGUGAGGUCUCAGACUGCUUUGGAGCUGCUUCCUCCAUUCACUUCUGUUCUUCUUCUCCUCUCUUUCUUUUACAUUGCCCCAUUCCUCCUCCUCAUCCUUCUUUGUCUUGGUCACCCACUCUUUCUCACUUCUCAUUGUCCUCCAUUAAGCUUACCUGCUGCUCCUGUCACUUGGCCUAGUUUGCAUGGUUUUCUUAGGAGCGAAUGGAAAAGAAACACUGUCAGAACUGUGCUAAUUUUGCCACUGCUUCUGCCAUCACAUUAUGUUUUAUUGUCACCAUAAGCAAAUAAGUCUGUUAAACUUUUCUAAUUCUCUGUGCCUUAUUCUUCCUGCUCGUUCUUUGCCUUUUUAUUUCUCUUCGCUGUGCUGCCAUCUUCUUUUUGUCUUUCUCCUGUUCAUGUUCUCUUCCCCUUUUCUUCAAUCUUUCUCCUACCUUUUCUUUCCUCCGUUUCUUGUCAUCCUCUUUUCACUAUACCCAGGUCCUUCCUUCCUAGUUCCCUCUAGCUCACUAGCAUCCUGCUGGUCAUAAAGCUACUGCUCUCCUUUUGGGUGUUGGUGUAGGUUAUGAUUGUGGUGUGGCUGGUGUUACCAACACAAUAUAGACCAAGGAACGUUGGCAGCAUUAAGGAGGAUGGAGGUUGUAAAGCACGGUUGUCUACAAGUACUGGGCCUGUUGGUUGACGUCCUGUUGGGUAAGCAUCCAUUGACAACGAAGUUCUCUGCAUAUACUCAAGAAAAUCUCCUGUAAUCAGAUGAGUUCACCUUUUAACAUGUGACUGACAAAAGCAUAGUACUGGCUCAAAAGCCCAGCAUAGAGGCUCAUGAAUUGAUCAUAACCAUCUUCCCAUCUGAAAAUUUACACUAGGAUUCUCUUCUUAAAAGCACUCCUGGCGCUCCAAGUUUAACCCCCCCCCGUGUCCUGACAUCAGGUGACCCUUAAGAAACAGUGGACCUAAGAAGUGCAUUUGUUUGUUAACUGCACAUCAAGCUGGGCCCACUCUUAGCUCUGGUUGGCUACCACAGCCCUUGUUGGGAAUCGGACACAUUUCUGAUGGCCUUUCUUCCCAAACCCCUUGACACUUGAAAUGACUUGCAUGGCCACAGCAAAUGAUUGUUAGUCUAAGAAGGACUGUAGUUCAAAGCCCAUCUCAUCUGGCACAGUCUGAUGACACAGCAGGCUCCUACCAUCAAUCUGACUAUCUCUGUUUUAUGAAACAAAAUGAACUUGAUUAGAAACAAAAUAUAAAGUGUGACAUGAGCGAUGUGUCUCUGAGUUACAGGAAAUGCAUCAGGAAUGAAAACAGGGAGCCUGAAGAUCUUUUAAUUUUGCUAAAAAACCCAACAUCCCUAAACCCACUGUUGUGUGCUUCUUUUUUAACAGGAAUCUGGACAGACAGAUUAUAAAGAAUUACAUGCUGUAAUAUAUUCCCAAUUAGGUGUUCAUGAUAAUGUGCAUUUGGAUAAAAUUGUUGGUCCUGUACAUCAACCCGUCUAAUAAAAUCAGUAUUUUUCAAACACA
Messenger RNA from Chrysemys picta bellii (western painted turtle), 7255 nucleotides. The record is from RefSeq and is a predicted model, not a curated record. Lineage: Eukaryota; Metazoa; Chordata; Testudines; Emydidae.